Pieris macdunnoughi is the source of this 1374-nucleotide messenger RNA. NCBI's taxonomy places the organism in Eukaryota, Metazoa, Arthropoda, Insecta, Lepidoptera, Pieridae. The record is from the annotation of a GenBank genome assembly.
AUGGUGAAUAUAUGCAGAAUUUGCUUAGACAAAUCUGGGACUAUUUCUCUUUAUGCUGCGCAAUCAAAUGAAAUUCAGUACUGUACAAAACUAGCACGGUUUAUAAAUGUAUCAAUGAAUGAAGACGACGGUUUUCCUACACAUAUCUGUGAAGAAUGUGUAGGAGAGCUUAACGCCUGUUAUCAAUUUGUGCUUAAAUGUGAGGCUUCAGAAAAAGCUUUAGAAUGCCUGAACCCUGAGAAUUAUGAUUAUCAUUACGAUUUAAAACUUGAAUCUGAUGAUAUUAAUACUGAAGAAACAAAUUUCAGUACUGCAGACAGAUGUGAAGAUCAAAGUUCAGCUGUACAACGUUUUCCAGACACUGUGAAUGAUAUAAAAGAAAGUAAACUAGAAGACUGUAAGGUGAAAAAAACUCGAAAAAGGCUUAGCAAUAAUGCACAAGCACAGUGUGUGGUAUGUGGACUUCUUGCUAAAAGCAAUUCUGCCCUUGAGAUACACAUGCGUGUUCACACAAGAGAAAAACCAUUCAUAUGUGAUCAAUGUGAUGCUAGAUUCACAUGCAAAGGUAAUUUAAAACGCCAUAUAGAUGUCUAUCAUUCUGUCAGAGAGCGCAAGUUCACUUGUGAAAAGUGUGGCAAUAGUUUCUUUAGUAAAAAUGACAUCAUAACUCAUAUUCGUGUUCACACUAACGAAACACCAUUUGCUUGCAUGUACUGUCCUAAGAGGUUUAAACAGUUAACAUCAAGAAAUCGCCAUCAAACUAUUCAUACAGGCUUGAAGCCUUAUGCUUGUCCCCUAUGUAACAAGAAAUUUGCUCAUCGAAAUCUGGUGGUAAAACAUCAAAGUGUCCAUAGUGAUGAAAGGAAAUUCACAUGUCACCUGUGCAAUAAAUCUCUGAAAACUAAGUCAAGCCUCAGAGUGCAUAUGAGCUUGCAUCAAAGGGAGAAAAAAAACAUCUGUAAUAUUUGUGGGAUGUCAUUCUCUAUGAAAGGAAAUCUACAGAAUCAUAUAAGAAGAGUUCACUCAGAGAAAUCGGGUCAAUGCAAUGUCUGUAUGAAAACAUUUUCUAAUCUGGAAGUACAUAUGAGGCGGCACACCGGAGAGAGGCCCUAUGUUUGUCCUGUUUGUAAUGUCGCCUUCGCCCUCAAAGGUGCAUUAAAGUACCACAUGUUUUUCAAACACGAGAGCUGUAAUAAAUUUAAGUGUACAAUGGAUGAAUGCAAAAAGACUUUUCCAACAGCAUAUAUAUUAGAGUGCCACCUGUUGAAGCAUCAUUCGAAGAACACACCCUAUGUAUGCCCAUACUGUCACAAAGGAUACUACCGCACUAGUGAUCUCACAAGGCACAUCAAAACUCACAAGUUCGAUGUUUAG